Rhizopus microsporus ATCC 52813 is the source of this 884-nucleotide messenger RNA. RefSeq names its product N-acetyltransferase 9. Gene Ontology annotation, molecular function: N-acetyltransferase activity. The transcript is spliced from 5 exons. Gene Ontology annotation, biological process: protein acetylation. NCBI's taxonomy places the organism in Eukaryota, Fungi, Mucoromycota, Mucoromycetes, Mucorales, Rhizopodaceae. The record is from RefSeq and is a predicted model, not a curated record. Bases 36 to 698 code for a protein of 220 amino acids.
CUUUUCCCUCUUCCUCUCUCUCUCUCUUUUUAUACAUGAAGAUUAACGAAAACUUGAUUCUUAUUGGUCAAUUAGUUGCACUUGUACCUUAUAAACCAGAGCAUGUUCCUAAAUAUCACGAAUGGAUGAAGAGUCCGUUUCUUCAAGAGAUGACAGCGUCAGAACCACUUUCAUUAGAAGAAGAAUAUGAAAUGCAACAGUCGUGGCAUCAAGAUGAUAAAAAGCUGACAUUUAUCAUAACCGCGCUUCCUACUGACAGUCCAGUUCACUUGAAAGAUAUUCCCAAAGAAGAAGUAAAGGACAAGACAGUUAUGAUUGGUGAUGUCAAUAUAUUCUUUAAUGACCCUGAUGACGAUCCAACCUUUGGAGAGAUUGAAGUCAUGAUUGCUGAAGCUGACUAUCGAAAGACAGGACGAGGAAGAGAAGCAUUAAGAAUUAUGAUGGGAUAUGCCAUGGAAGAACUAGGAGUAAAGACAUUUCAUGCCAAGAUUUCACUAAAGAACGAGCCAAGCAUUCAACUGUUUGAAUCCAAGUUUGGAUUUUACCCUGUCUCGGUAUCCGAGAUCUUUCAGGAAACAACACUGGAGUGGUCUUUAUUAGAUAAUACAACGUCCAAGGAUCACGAGCGAAUUAUUAAAGUACAACAGGAAAUAUUGAAUUUCUUUCACAACCAUGUGGAUUCUAUUACUUGGCAAUAAAAAUAACUUUACCAAAGCCCGUGGACAAGACAGUCUUGUUGUUGCUCGCUUGGGCUAAAGAAGGGUGUCUCCAUCUGUCUGAUCCACCAUUCGGGAGUGACGUACAUUGUAUGAAACGAUAGAAGAGCAGGUCGAUCCAAGAUCGUCCUGUGGUUCUUGACAUGCUUCUCAAUGACUGCCAGCAUC